Molecule: messenger RNA, 1226 nt
Organism: Ostrea edulis (European flat oyster)
Lineage: Eukaryota; Metazoa; Mollusca; Bivalvia; Ostreida; Ostreidae
Product: progestin and adipoQ receptor family member 3-like
Exons: 6
Coding region: 166-1149 (327 amino acids)
Cellular component (GO): membrane
Molecular function (GO): signaling receptor activity
Source: RefSeq, a predicted model, not a curated record
CGCCAUUAAACUCUUUAACGUGUGGAGGGAAAAUGUUCUAAGGUGUCUACUUCCGUUACUAUGAAUUGGUUUGUAUUUUAGACAAGGUGCUUGUUUGUACACAUUGCCCACACAUGUUGACUUAGCCUAGUCGAUGCUUUAGCGACGCAUCAGAAAUCAGCAUCCAUGAUGGGGCGGAUUGGAAACUCAGAACAUGUGAAAAACAGACAGAGUUCCAUAAAAAGUUCCGAAUCAUAUCACAUCCUGGAUAUUGAAAUAGACGGGAAUAUCAACGCGUGUUCCAGCAAACUUUGUGAUGUGUCGGACAGAGAAAUACCUCUCUACAAAUAUACAGACAUUCCAGAUUUCCUACAAGGAAAUCCUUACGUUAUACAAGGUUACAGGGUCAUGCUGCCCUUUAGUCUGUGUUUAAAAAGUAUAUUUGUGUGGAGCAAUGAAAGUAUCAACAUCUGGUCACAUCUGUUCGGCUUUCUUCUCUUUGUGUUGCUGAUGCUGUAUGACAAUUUUGUUAUUUUACCCAGAAUCAACAGUUCCUUUUCUGAUCAUUUUGUGGUCACACUUGGUUUGCUUUGUUAUCAGGUAUGCAUGUUGUGUUCUGUUGGUUUCCACAUGUUCUGCUGUCACUCAGAGCGCGCUAGUCGCCGAUGGUUGGCUGUGGAUCUGACCGGGAUUUCUCUUGGAGUUAUCGGGUGUUACCUACCCGCUGUACAUUAUGCAUUUUAUUGUUUGUCUGUAUGGAGAGACGUAUAUUUUAUCAUCAUCACCAUUCUUACGGUCAGCACAAUAGUAAUUCAGCUUCACCGCAAGUUCUUCUCCCACGGCUGGUUCCGAUACAGAAUCCUUAUCUAUGUUUUCCUGGCAGGGUAUGGUGUUUUACCAACCAUGCACUGGAUUUACCUGAAUGGUGGACUACAAACUGAAAUUGUACAGUUGUUUAUACCAAAAGUGAUGACGAUAUAUUGUAGUGGUGUUUUAGCCUUGGUAUUUUAUCUCAGUAAAUUUCCCGAAAGAUUUUUUCCAGGUUCCUUUGAUUACAUUGGUUCUAGUCAUCAAUGGUGGCACUUAAUAGUUGUGGGUGCCUUCAUCUACUGGCACUAUGCUGGUCAGGAAAUCUUACUCUACCGGCAGAGUCACCAGUGUCUUGUAUAGUCUUUGUUACUGUGAUAUUACUGUUUUAUUUAUGUUGUAAGGCCGUGAACAUAAUAAACUCUUUCAUCAAGUCUGAA